AUGAUCGAUACUCUCUCCGAAACAGAAUACUUCCUCAUCUGCCAAGGGUUCGUGUACACUGACUCUCUGGGUCCUCGCUGGUCCCUGCCCGAUCAUCAACUGUCUGGCCUGGCUCCCCCGGCGCCUACAAAGGGCGUGUGGGAUUAUUGGCGGGCUAACGUGGUCAACGCGACCAAUACCUACUGGUCGUAUGGUGCCAGGUCUGGUUGCACCACGAACCUCGACGUCCUCAAGGAUGACAAGGCCGACGGCAUGCGGGUCUAUAUGCCCCAGCCGGACGGUCGACUCCGCUGGGCAGCUUUCCAGCAGCGUGUCCCGAGCACAGUUGCGAGUUCGCCGCGACUAAAGAAAAUGGUGGAAGACGUCGGCGGCAACCCUGCGAACUUCAGGUCCAGAAUGGCGAUGGCUAAAUACGUCAUCGCUCGGGAGGCACCUUUUGGUGUCUUCCGCGAGGAGGACGAAGGUGAGAUCUUCUCGGGUAGGUCUCUGGUCUACCGGGGCCAGCCAGCGUCCGAGAACUUCUGGGGUGUUGGACAGUUGGGCAACGGCACGCUGACCAUGGCGGCGACGACCCAGGGUGUGAUGCAGAAGCUGAGUGGAUGA
Messenger RNA from Alternaria rosae, 603 nucleotides. RefSeq lists its product as uncharacterized. The record is from RefSeq and is a predicted model, not a curated record. The coding region runs from base 1 to 603 and encodes 200 amino acids. The transcript has 2 exons. NCBI's taxonomy places the organism in Eukaryota, Fungi, Ascomycota, Dothideomycetes, Pleosporales, Pleosporaceae.